AUGAACCCCCAAUUUAAUGCCCCACAGAUCCAGCCCCUGAUCCCGGGGCUUGGCUUCCCCGUAUCCAACAAACUUAUUCGCGGGGUGGGCCAGUUGUCCUGGCUCAGUCCAAAGGCUGGCCUCAUCACUUGCCAUCAGAUGAGUGCCACCGUUUCGUUCCAAUUAAAAGAUUUUUGCGAUCAUGUAAGUGUAAUAUGAUCUAAAUUGAUGUUGUCUUUAGGGAGUCACAGACUUGACUACCGUACUCAGACCUGGAUUCAGAUUGGCUUUCCAAGCCGUGGCUGAUGAGGGGAAGGAGUGGAUCGGCAAUUAUGUUUCUCCGUGCAACGAGCCAGUAAGUUUUAGAGAUUUUAAGAUUUCUAAAGUUUAUUUAUGGAGUCCUUAACACUCAAGACUAUCCCAUUUUGGCUGUUAUCUAUUAUAUAAACGGCGUUGAAAAGAAUCCUAGUAAUUCAUUUCUCAGCCGUAGUUUAUGCUUGUAUAGGACUUAAAUUUUCGUUUAAACAAAAAAAACUAAUGCACUGAAUAAUUAGAUUACUUAUGAAUAAACCGAAUUAAUAAAACUUUGCAGGACUCCCCAGACGCUCCAGAACUGAAUCUUGAGGACUUUGAGAGCCGUUCAGACAGCCGAGCUCCAACCAAGGACCCAUAUUCACAUGACUUCGAGGUUCAUGCCCUCUCAUUCCUCCUCUCCAUCUUCCAGAAGAAUGGUCUCCACAACAUUUCUUUGUCCUCUCUUCAUAGUAGAAUCAGCAAUUCUGGUCGAGACGAUUUAUAUCGAUAUAUUGGGUCCAGCUCUUUGAAGAGAAGACAGUUCAUUGAGAGGAGAUCUUACAUCUUCCACAUAACGGAGGGCGACGUCGUCUUUCUUCAGCCAGCUGAGAUCUACACUACUGUCCUUUUAUUGGCCGGAUUCUUGCUUCGACAUGGUGGUGCCACAUCGUCAGAUUCCUUGUUCAAUUUCUUCAAUACAUCCGCUCAUAUUCCACAAGCGGUCAAGGAUAGUAUCAUGAACAGUAAGUGACGAGUUCUCAUUGGUAACCCUGUCUCUAGACCGAUACAAAUUCAUGGAGUUCCUCUCUCAGCAUCAGUUUGCCUUUGCUCCCUUUCCUUCCCAAUUCUAUGUCGCUGUUCGUCGCAAUCUUCCCUAUUUCGACUACGCUUUAUUCAUCAAGAGGAACUUCCCGGCCUGUGUCUUCCCACCUCGAGGCCAAGCUGUAACUUACACUCCUGGGACCAUUCCCAACUUUGGAGGUUUUGACCAGAAUGCAGCUGCUGCAGCUGAUCAACUGGCCAUCACCCAGUUCAACUCCAACAAUCAGAUGUCUUAUGGUGGUAUGUUCCAUCCAGAAGACAAUUCCAUCUCCACCCCAAGGAAUCCAUGGACCAACAAUGAGAGUAACAGCAAUCCAGUUGGACCCUCUCCUGCAUUUGGCGCUUCGGUUGACAUGGGGUAUGGAUCCGCCCAAAUGCCGAAGCCCUUAGGGUCUGCUGGGGUUAUCGGAGGACCUAUGACCAGACACAAUUCAGUGGGCAGUAUGGGACAAGGACAACAAUAUGAUAUGGUGAGGCACAGUAACGACUUGAGAGUGAGCUGUUCUCCUCCCAUCAGCAGUCUCUUAGGAACCAUCAAGGCCAUGGUCACUAAUUCUGGCACUCAAACCGAGGAAUUCAACGAACCAGUAAGUAAAUCUAGAAUAGAUUUAAUGUCAAACAUGGAUUUUUUAUUAAGCGUGCUCAUUUUAGAGGCCAAUCGGAGUUGAUCCGUCGUGCAGAUGUCAAUGCAAUUGCCAGGCUAGCAAAAGGAUGGAGAAUGGAUACAAGAAUGGGAAGAUGUCUUCUCCAUUAAAGUCUAACCCGGCUUCCCGUCAAAGUUCCAACGGCCAGACAGGAGUGAUCGCCCCUCCAAACAGCAGCGGAUCCACCAGUUCUUCCAACGAAAGUGGUCUGGGUUCGAUGGGCGAGAUGCACCCCUUUUCUUCUCAUAUCUUCGACCAGAUGACUUCUAGUCCUGAGCCCAUUUCUUCGAUGACUUCGUUGAGCAACGCCGUCGCUUCGACUGCUUCGAUUUGGGGGGCCCCGAAGGUUAGCAAUAACAACAACCAGAACCCUUGCUUCGGGUUCCCGCAGCUGAUCACAUUCCCUCCGCCAAGUGGUCCCGUCUCCUCACAAAGCCAACAGAAUGCCAACCAAGGCUUCUACGAGCCCUUCUCCAGCAAGGGGCUGGAGUUGAAACUGACUUCGCUUCAAUUGUAA
Messenger RNA from Bursaphelenchus xylophilus (pine wood nematode), 2256 nucleotides. Lineage: Eukaryota; Metazoa; Nematoda; Chromadorea; Rhabditida; Aphelenchoididae. The record is from the annotation of a GenBank genome assembly.